Esox lucius (northern pike) is the source of this 4451-nucleotide messenger RNA. Its product is annotated as protein FAM117A. Lineage: Eukaryota; Metazoa; Chordata; Actinopteri; Esociformes; Esocidae. The transcript is spliced from 8 exons. The coding region runs from base 532 to 1719 and encodes 395 amino acids. The record is from RefSeq and is a predicted model, not a curated record.
AUCAAGAACGCAAGGAACUCAUCGGAGGGCACAUCAACUUGGUGACCAAACUAAGUUCCACUGCUUAUUAUUAUGAUGUUGUAGAUAUUGUUUAUGGAUUACAUACACUAAUGAUAUGUCGUUUAAUAACCUACUGAGGUUGGAAAGCUUUCUUGGUGGUUAAACGGACUCAAAUAAGUAAAUAUCGUCACAAAGGAACUACACUGUUUUGGCUGGCUAGCUAACUCGCACGAGCAAGGCAGCAAUUAAAGAUUUAUCACCGGUUAACUUCAGCUAACGACAUAUUUCCAAGCUGUAGAUAUAGCCUUUUAGCUUGCACUUUAGUCGUUAAAGACUUUACUUAUUUACCUAGUAAAUGGGGGAAAAAAGUGAAGUAGCUUAAAACUGAGAAGGAAGAGGUAGCCACUGCUGUAGCUAGAGUGAAACCUCCCACUAGAAGUUCUAGAAAUUAGGAAUCAAAGACUUAAAAGUUUAAAGAACUUGCCAACUAGCUAGGUACUGUAAACCUUGAUUUACCUUCGUCUUGGGAAGAUGUCUUGCCGUAGCGGAGUCGGACUGACCCGGGGAGCCACUUCUGGUCCACAGCCCCUGAGAGCAACAGUUCCCUUUCAACUGCACAAACCACAGACCAGCUUGAGAAAUGGCAAGUCAGAGAAGACCAAAGCACGACAGGUGACCCCUGGGAUGCGACGGACAAUGUCUCUGGAUGCCAUUGUGGGUCCCUACCUACAGGGCCACUGGCCCAAAGAGCCAGAAGUCCAGGCAAGCCUCUGCAGGAAGGACCAAUCCACCCAGACCCCUGACUCGUGGUCAGACAAGGCUGAGAGAAGGAGAGGCCGCGGGGUGCACAAACGCUCAGCGUCAUGGGGCAGUGCAGAGCACCUACGAGAGAUGGCCAAACUGAAACAUCAGCUGCAGCAUCAGUGUCUGAAAUCUGGGGUCUCAGGGGGCCACGAAAGGGUCUGCCACCACAACUACCUCUUGGAGAACUACUCCCCCGUCAUCACACAGACCCAGCCUGUGACUAAUUCACUCAUGCCACUGUACAAGUUGACCCCACCUCUGCACCGAAGUGUGGAGGGCCUCAAUCAGGAGCUGGAGGGCAUGUUUGUGUGCCAGCUGCCCCACCACCAGCGCAGAAUUCUGGAGGUUCCAGAUGGCCACAGGGCUCCAGUUCCACUACAGAGUUGCAUCAGUGGUUCCCAGAGCGAACCUUCCGCCAUGCCUCCCUCCUCUACGCCGUCACCCUCCACAUCCCCUGAUUCUGGAGAAGAUCUACCUUUGAAUCUUGACCCAGCUGUGACAGACGGUAUGGAGCGGUGUCUCCUGUCUCUGACUUCCUCCCAGGGUGGUUGGGAGGCUCCCCCCUUGCUGAUCUCCUCUUCUCCCCGGCCCAACAAGAGCUACUGCUUCCAGAGGGAGCCCCCGGAGGGCUGUGAGAAGAUUCGAGUGUGUGAGGAGGCCAGCAUUCCACGCCAAGCCAAGUCCUCACUCUCCUCCUGCCCCGACCCGAACAAGGUGAACUUCACUCCACACGGCGGUUCUGCCUUCUGCCCUGUCAGCCUGCUCAAGCCCCUGCUUCCAUCGAUGGACCUGCUCUUCCGCAGCCUUGCAGUGUCUCCAGCCAAUGGCUGCUUUGGCCAAGGCACAGCCCACCACCAAUCCCCCUCGCCUGGUUUCCUUGGCCCUCAACCUGAUUCUUCCACCACUGCCAUGUAAAAAAAUAAAAAUAAAAAGGGUUUCCUAUAAGAGGAGAUUGUCAAGGAAGUGGUAUGCUUUGAAAAAUGCAUUCGUAUGUAUCAUGAGGAUAUCUUGGGUACCCUGCCCCUCCAGCCUCAUCAGUUGUUACAAGAAAAGAAAAGUCUGAAGAGGUUUCAUAGAUGGCCUUUUACCAACCAUGGUCCAGUUAUGUAAGCGAUUGCAAACUGGUUACUAUUGACCAAAAGUGGAAGGGAAUUCUUUUUUUUUCUUUUUUUACAGUUUUCAUGACUACUUCCUGGUUUCCCACCCUAAAAGAGUGGUCCAUUUCAGUUUAGAUUUAUUUUUUCAACAUGGUGUCUUUGCUCUGACUGACUUUUACUACAUACUUGUUUUGAAGAACCACAACACCAGCUGUCCUUAGGCCUUAAACAAUGUUUACCUACCACGGUUGCUGCCUGUCUGAAAAAUCUCUACUGAGGCAAGCCUACUUUUAUAGAAAGGACAAUUUUAUUUUGGGUUCAAUGAGUUUUGAAUAGCAACAUAAUUUGGCUUUGUGUUAGUUGGUACGUAGUGCAGUGUCAUUGGAUUGUCAAUCACUAUAGUAGUUUUUGCAGCAAUUGCUGACCUUGCAGUGGAGACUAACCUCCACUAUCUUAUGAUGCUUAAAAGACAAUGUAUUCUUUUCAGCAUUUGGCACAAUGAAGGUGUUCUAAGGCUGUUAUUUGAGCAAAUUACUAAUCGUCUUUUAAUCUCAGGAUGUGGAAUUACUUUGAUUCUUAUGGUUUUUCUAGGUCAGUGCUUCACCGCUCGUGUUCAGCACAUUGAACUUUCAUUUUGGAUUUUAAGAGCCUGUGUUGGUCCCUUUUUAAAGGUUAAUUUCAUGUGUUCUCUGUCUUGGAAUGAAAGUUGUCUUCAGAUCUUUGAUUUUCUGUUCCAAAUAGAAAAAGGCUGCUGUCAAAAAAAUUAUUUAAGUUACAAAAAAUAGAGGCAAACAACAUUUUCGGCGAUUGGGUGGCUUUUAGUAUUUAAAUAUAUUUAUAAAGACUUUUCAAUUAAAUGUAUUUUUAACAUUAACUUCCAUGACACACAGAGGAUCUUUCUUUUGUAGCCCCUCUUACAAUCUUAUUUUCUGAUACAAAGCUUGACAAAUCAGUUUGCCACAUUUCUGUUAAAUGGAAUAUAGUAUUUUACAAAUUACCCUUUUCUUGCAUGCUUUAAAUUAUUUUUCUGAAAGCCUUGUUUGUGUAGGUAAAAAGAUUGGUCAGUAAGACCAGACAAUGUACCGUUUAGCUCUACUUUUCCUUAUGACUUAUUCCUAUAUUUAAUGAAAUGUUUGUAAUAUUUUGGUGCCAUGUUUACUGCCUUUUUCUACAGUUUGUACAUAUGAUAAUCAGAGCGUAACUAUUGUAGGUUUGUGUUAAUAUGUUCAUAGUUCUGUGAUAAAUCUCAACGCUGACUACCUAAGCAGGCAUAGUGUAUAGUAUCUUGUUGGUAGCAACAUGUUAAUAUUCUUGGAUUUGUUUCUUCAACCAAGCUUGAAUAUUUUUAUUUCAUUAAGAAUGUUUGCACAAAGUUGAUCGCUAUGUUUCUAUUAGCAAAUUCUAUUUUUCUAUGUUUUUGUUUGUAACAGUAUUUUUUGUGAAUGAAUGUAUUUUGGUACUUCAGUUAUCUGCAACAUAAGCUAAAGAAAAAAAAAAGUAUGUUUAGAUUGACUUCCCUUACCCAUCUGUCUGUGUUAAUGUUCGGGACUGAUGAGCAAAAUCUAUGGGGGAUUCUAAUGCACUUGAAGCAGUAGGCUUUUAGCGGUAGCAGUAUUUUGUUUUUUGUAUAGUUGCCAUUGAAUGUCUACACACCCCUUGCACAGUCACCUUUUGUCUGCCUUACCAUUUAAAUAAAGGUGUAUUGUUUCUAAACAACCUAUUGUAAAGACAAAUUAAGGUGUUUUGUCACCAAUAGUUAGUACUUGGUGGAAGCACCAUUCAAAGUAAUUAAACCUGUAAAUAAUGCUGUAUACAAGUUUAUACCACCUUGUCAGCAAUCAAUAUUUGAAGCUAUGUAUGCUUGGCUGGGAGGCAUUGAUUGACUGCAGUAUUUAAACCUUGUCUGAUUUGGGUCUGGACCAUUUAGGAAAUACUUGUAUUUGAGCAUUGUUUUCAGAGGACUACUAUAGGAUUUACUCAACUUUUUACCUGGACUUUGAUCCUUCUAUAAUUCCAUUCAUCCAUAUAUACUUUCCCUGGUGGGAUCAAGUGUAUCCAUAGCAUGAUGCUAACACCUUAAAUAAUGAUUUGGCCUGAAUCGAGAACUGUUGGUUCUAUACAUGAACAAUAAAGUGGAUGUCAGGAUAAAAAUAAGUGACUGGGGCAAGGCCUAGGAAAAAGGUACAUACAUAUCAUAUGAUUUAAUGUUAAGGCAAAAGAUGCAUCGGAAGGGCAUUGUGAGGGAAAGGCAUCAAAAUGUAAAGACAGUAAGGGGUGUGUAUACUUUCAAAAUGCACUGAAACUACACAGAAUUGAUUGAUAUGGUUGUUAUUGAAGGUGUUUCCCUUAUAUUGCGCCUUGCAUUUUUUCUAUAUGAAUGCACAUGCAUUUCCAUAUAGGUCAUGCUAUUCAAUUGAAACUCAAUUCUUUCCCAGGGAAGCUAGAAUUUGGCAAACAAGGCCAGUGGUAAUAUGAAUCUGAGGGGAAAUUAAGGGGAGCUGUCAGCUCAGGUUCUUCUAUGUAAUUUUUUUUGUCUGCAUAAAUAUAUAU